GGUUAUAAUGAUAUAGAGAAAGUACAUUUCUGGGACCCUAGGAAAGAAUUCAAGAAUGGGGUUAGGUUUUUAGGUUUUGAUAGUAGUACUUGUGACCCUUUCUUAGCUUUACUCUUUGAAUACAAAAGCAUUCAUAUAUACAUUGAACAUAAAAUCAAACCCACCUACAACUUUAACCUAAACAGGAGUGCAGGAGGGGGAGGAGGGAGAGGUAGCUUCCUUGAGUUGUUGAAUACUGAUGUGGUUGACUUAAAUUCUGAUUAUGUGGAACCACCUUUUACAGUACUCCCACCCAAACAAACUGAAACUCAACCUGAAACUCAACCUGAACCUCAUAUUCAACCUCAAAAUGUGCCUCAACCUGAAAUUGAUUAUGAUUCAGAGGGUACAGAUGAAGAUGAUGAUGAGUUAGCCACUGCUAGGUCUAAGAUAUCUGAUGAUAUGAGAAGGGAAAGGCUUAUUUUGAGGAGUUAGUAAUGCUGAAAAAACUAGCAGAAAGUAAAGUAGAAGGUGGUCUGAAUUUGGGGGAUGACUUUGAUGGAUACAGUGACUUAGACAGCCCUAGUGAGUCAGAAGAUGAGGAUGAUGUUGGUUACUUAGUUGCACCACAACACCAUAAGAGGGGGAGAGGGAAACAGAAGCAAAACGACACUGAAACUGAAGAGAGGGAAGCCACUUUUUAUGUGGGGCAACAGUUUGAGAAUCCAAAGACAUUUAGGAAAGCAAUCAUAGAUUAUUCAAUUGAUAAAGGAAGAAACAUUCCAUUUUCUAAAAAUGAUUCCACUAGGGUUUGUGCAGAGUGUGAGCACAAAGAUAAAGGUUGUAAAUGGAGAAUUUGGGCUUCAUGGGAGAGAGGAAGAAGGUCAUUUACAGUGAAAACAUUUGUCAGUGAGCACACUUGUGGUAGGACACCUAUCAUUAAGAAGAUGACUUCACAUUGGAUUGCAGAACACUACCAGAAUCUGUUUAAGGUUAACCCUUACAUGAGAGUGCAAGAUAUUCAGGAAACCAUUUGGUUAGAAAAGGGUAUAAGGGUGAGCAAAGACAAGGCUGCCAGGGCUAGGAGAAGGGGUCAAGCACUCAUUGUUGGUGAAUACAAAGAGCAGUAUGCAUUACUCCCAAGGUAUGCAGCUGAGAUACUAAGAAGCAAUCCAGGGAACACAGUGAAGUUGAAGUUGGAUGCAAAUGUGUUUGACAGACUGUAUUUGUGUUUUGAGGCACUUAGGAAAGGGUUCUUGGCAGGAUGCAGACCUUUCAUAUCACUUGAUGGAUGUUUCUUAAAGGGACCAUUUGGGGGUCAAUUGUUAGUAGCAGUAGGGAGGGAUGGAAACAAUCAAAUGUUCCCUUUGGCUUGGGUUGUUUGUGAGGUUGAGAGCACUGACACAUGGAGUUGGUUUCUAGAACUUCUAGCUACUGAUUUAGGCACUAGUGAAGGAGCAGGGUACACUUUCAUGUCUGACCAACAAAAGGGUUUACUUGCUGCUGUGUCAAAUGUGUUUCCACAAGCUGAAAGUAGGGUGUGUGCAAGGCAUGUGUACUGUAACUUUAGGGGAGUGUUUGGAGGUGGUUUAGAGUACAGAAAACAAUUUUGGACUAUUGCAAAAAGCAACACAGUAAAUCACUUCAAUGAAAACAUUGAAGUAAUGAGGGGUAUUUCACAUGAAGCUGCUGAAGACCUACUGAAAAGGAACUACAAGAAAUGGUGUAGGGCAUUCUACACUCCAUUAUCUUGUUGUGACAGUGUAGACAACAACAUGAGUGAGGUGUUUAAUGCAUACAUCUUGAGUGCAAGGCACAAGCCUAUUAUUACCAUGUUGGAAGAUAUCAGAGAGGGUUUGAUGGAAAGACUGCAUAAGAAAAGAGAUUUCAUUGGGAAAAAGGAGAUAAUGUUGUGUCCUAGGAUCCAAAUUCAGUUAGAGAAACACAAAAUUUGGGCUAGGGGUUGGAAUGCAUAUUGGGAUGGUGGGUUUUGCUAUGGAGUAAGAGAAGGUGCAACACAGGUUAAGUAUGUGGUGGAUCUGAACCAACAUACUUGCAGUUGCAAUGCAUGGCAGGUGAGUGGGAUUCCAUGCAAACAUGCAAUUGUUGCUAUAUGGAAUAAAGUAGACCACCCAGAACAAUAUGUCAAUGCAUAUUUCUGCAAACAGACCUACAUGAAGGCAUAUGAAUUUUUGUUAGAGCCUUUAAAUGGUCCUCAAGAGUGGCCUACUUCUGAUAGCAUUGUUGUGGCUCCAAAGGUGAAAAAGGUCAAUGGAAGACCUAAAACAAAGAGGAGAUAUGGUGUUGGAGAGGUAACUGCAUCUGGUAAGCUGAAGAGAACAUGUUGUUCUAUGAAAUGCAGCUUAUGUGGUGUGAUAGGCCACAACAAAAGGGGUUGCAAGAAUGCCCCUAAGCAACAACAACACAGCAACAAUCAUGCUACUGCAGAGCAGACCACACCACAGCAACAACACCCAAGAACCAGUUCAACUAUACCAAUGCACAAUAGGGGUGUGGGUAUUUAUACCUACCCAAAUGGGUAUCAAAGAAUAGCUACUCCUAUAUCACAACACUUCCCCACACCACAGAGGCAAAGACCUCCUGCAGCUUUCUAUUCUGAUCAUGGGGGUGAGCAAACCAUCUACUCCUUCCCUGCACAUGACUUCCCAUUGUCACAGACUCAACCAAGUCAAGGACACACAAUAUCAAGCCAAGCAUUGCAGGAUCUUGCAAUGGCUAGAAGAUUAGAAAAAAGACCAUGAG
Molecule: messenger RNA, 2742 nt
Organism: Spinacia oleracea (spinach)
Lineage: Eukaryota; Viridiplantae; Streptophyta; Magnoliopsida; Caryophyllales; Amaranthaceae
Exons: 2
Coding region: 477-2741 (754 amino acids)
Biological process (GO): DNA transposition
Molecular function (GO): DNA binding; transposase activity; zinc ion binding
Source: RefSeq, a predicted model, not a curated record